Messenger RNA from Puntigrus tetrazona (Sumatra barb), 815 nucleotides. RefSeq names its product endothelial differentiation-related factor 1 homolog. Lineage: Eukaryota; Metazoa; Chordata; Actinopteri; Cypriniformes; Cyprinidae. Gene Ontology annotation, molecular function: DNA binding. Gene Ontology annotation, cellular component: nucleus. The transcript is spliced from 6 exons. The coding region runs from base 112 to 555 and encodes 147 amino acids. The record is from RefSeq and is a predicted model, not a curated record.
GACGUAUAUCCGGUUUAGUUCACUAGCAUAAAGAGCAGGGACGUGCCCGACAAGUUGAGCGCUCCGUUGUCGCCUAAAAAUCAAACACUUCUUCAAAUAAUUGUCGACAACAUGGCAGAGAGCGACUGGGACACCGUGACCGUUUUGAGGAAGAAGGGAUCGGCCGCACAGUCGAAGUCUAAGCAGGCUAUCAUUACUGCUCAGAGGAAAGGAGAGGCCGUCGAGACGUCGAAGAAAUGGGCUGCUGGACAAAACAAACAGCACGUUGUGACCAAGAACACGGCCAAGCUGGACCGAGAGACAGAGGAGCUCAGCCAUCAGAGAGUGCCUCUGGAAGUGGGAAAGGUGAUCCAGCAGGGCCGGCAGGAUAAAGGCCUCACCCAGAAAGACCUGGCGACUAAAAUCAAUGAGAAGCCUCAAAUCAUUGCGGAGUACGAAUCUGGGAAGGCCAUUCCCAAUAACCAAGUAAUGGGAAGAUUGGGCGAGCCAUUGGGCCUUAAGUUGCGUGGAAAGGACAUUGGGUUGCCUCUUGAUUCUGGCCCUAAGAAGAAAUGAAUACAAAAUCCUCGAAAGAUCCACCAUUCACUGAAACCUUUCAGUACUUGUAUGAUCUUUACAGUUAAUCUUUAUUAAUUGCUGCAUUACUUCAUAUUUUCUCGAUUCAAUGGUGGAUCAGACGCACUCAUAUUGCCACCUACACAGAAGGCUUAUUAUCUAACGUUUUAUGUCAGAUGAUGAAGACUUGGAAUUAUAAUUUUUUUUUUUUUUUUUAGCCUGCUCACUGCUUUGAAAUAAAAACUUAUUUCUAUGUCUGA